Molecule: messenger RNA, 1227 nt
Organism: Budorcas taxicolor (takin)
Lineage: Eukaryota; Metazoa; Chordata; Mammalia; Artiodactyla; Bovidae
Gene: NAPSA
Product: napsin A aspartic peptidase
Biological process (GO): proteolysis
Cellular component (GO): lysosome
Molecular function (GO): aspartic-type endopeptidase activity
Source: RefSeq, a predicted model, not a curated record
AUGUCUCUGCCACUGCUGCUGCUGCUACUGCUGCUGCCUCCAUUCCUGACCCUGGAGCCCGCUGGGGCCUCGCUGAUCCGGAUCCCACUUCGAAGAGUCAACACUGGAUUCAAGGCCCUGAACCCACUGAGGGGAUGGGAGAAGCUAGCGGAGGCCCCCAGGUUGGGAGCUCCAUCCCCUGGGAACAAGUCCCUCUUUGUGCCUCUCUCCAAUUACCUGAACGCCCAGUAUUAUGGGGAAAUUGGGCUGGGGACUCCCCCACAAAACUUCUCUGUCGUCUUUGACACUGGCUCCUCCAACCUCUGGGUUCCGUCGAGACGCCGCUUCUUCAGUCUACCCUGCUGGCUCCACCACCGCUUCAAUCCCAAAGCCUCCAGCUCCUUCCGGUCCAAUGGGACCAAGUUUGCCAUUCAAUAUGGAACCGGGCGCCUAGCAGGCAUCCUGAGUGAGGAUAAGCUGACUAUUGGGGGAAUCACAGGUGCAACAGUGACUUUUGGGGAGGCUCUGUGGGAGCCCAGCCUGGUCUUCACGUUUGCCCACUUUGAUGGGAUACUGGGCCUUGGUUUUCCCGUUCUGGCCGUGGGAGGAGUUCGGCCACCGCUGGACAGACUGGUGGACCAGGGCCUACUGGAUAAGCCUGUCUUCUCCUUCUACCUCAACAGGAACCCUGAGGCAGCUGAUGGAGGAGAGCUGGUCCUGGGUGGCUCAGACCCAGCACACUACAUCCCACCCCUCACCUUUGUGCCAGUCACAAUCCCUGCUUUUUGGCAGAUCCACAUGGAGUGUGUUCAGGUGGGCACAGGGCUGACUCUCUGUGCCCGGGGCUGUGCUGCCAUUCUGGACACAGGCACAUCUCUCAUCACAGGACCCACUGAGGAGAUCCGGGCCCUGCAGAAAGCCAUUGGGGCAGUCCCCCUGCUGAUGGGGAAGUACUACAUCAAGUGUUCGAAAAUCCCAACGCUCCUCCCAGUCUCCUUCCUUUUGGGGGGGGUCUGGUUUAACCUCACGGCCCAGGACUACGUCAUCCAGAUUACUCGGAGUGGCUUCAGUGUCUGUUUGUCCGGCUUCAUGGCUCUGGACGUGCCUCCGCCCUCAGGGCCCUUCUGGAUCCUCGGUGAUGUCUUCUUGGGUAGCUAUGUGGCCGUCUUCGACCGUGGCGACAGGAAAAGCGGCGCCCAAGUGGGGCUGGCCCGAGCUCGACCUCGACCUCGCGGAACAAGACAGUGA